This is a messenger RNA of Solanum dulcamara, 592 nucleotides long. RefSeq lists its product as uncharacterized. The coding region runs from base 59 to 322 and encodes 87 amino acids. The transcript has a single exon. Lineage: Eukaryota; Viridiplantae; Streptophyta; Magnoliopsida; Solanales; Solanaceae. The record is from RefSeq and is a predicted model, not a curated record.
AAAAGUCCAAAAACAAAUGCAAAGAUUGAUUUGACAGAGUGGAUAGAGAUAAAAAAAAAUGGAAAAGCAAACAGAUACUAAUAAAGGAUGUGUAGAUAAGAGUACGUUAGAAGGAUUGCCAGUGGAUACAAGUCCAUACACACAAUAUAAAGAUUUGGAGGAUUACAAGAAACAGGGGUAUGGAACACAAGGCCAUCAACAGCCAACUCUUGGGCGUGGUGCUGCCAGUUCUACCGAUGCCCCGACACUGGCUGGUGGUGAUGCCUCUGCUCAAUCUCAGCUUUCUGUUAUUGAUACCAUCAAUCGACAAGGUGUCCCUUAAUUUUUAGUUGCUACAGAUAUAGUUGAAUCUCGAACACUGAAUUCAUAAAAUAUAUUAUACACAAUAAUAAUAAGAUCGUUCUGAAUUGGCGAUUCUAGAUCUUAGAUUCGUCUCUAUUGGGUUUGUUUAUAUUGUUCCUUUUUAUGUUUCAUUGUCUUGUAACUUAAUAAAUCUAAUUAGAAAAAAAUAACCCGCAUUCAUAUUUUCGAACUUAAUUAUGUUUUCAUGAGAUUAUUGCAAGUCUUGGCUCUUACGUAUUGAUUAUUUGGA